AUGGUUGCCGAGACCAAGCUCUAUGACGCCUUGAGCGUCAAGCCCAAUGCCACGCAAGAUGAGAUUAAGAAAGCAUACCGCAAGGCAGCAUUGAAGCACCACCCGGACAAGAACAAAGACAACUCCCAGUCUGCUGAUAAAUUCAAAGAGGUGUCGCAAGCCUACGAAGUCCUAUCCGAUCCCGAAAAGCGCAAGGUCUAUGAUCAGUUUGGCCUCGAAUACCUGAUGCGCGGCGGCCCCGCCCCGCCCCCGCCAGGGGGAGGCGGAGGCGGCGCAACUGGCUUUGACGGCGGUAUGCCCGGAGGCGGCAUGCCCGGAGGAUUCAACUUCGGCAUGCCCAGCGGUGGAGGAACCCGGAAGUUCCACUUCUCGACCGGUCCUGGGGGUGGGUUCAGUUUCAGCGAUGCCAACGACACCUUCCGCAAUUUUGCCAAGGACGGCGGCGGCAUGGGUGGUAUGGGCGGCAUGGAUGAAGACGACAUCUUCUCCAUGCUCGGAGGAAUGGGCGGCGGUGGCGGCAGCGCCGGCUUCCGUAGCAGCCGUCCGGGAUACUCGAAACCGAAACGCGCACCUACACCUGAGCCAACUAUCAUCGAGAAAGACCUGCCAUUAACUUUGGAGGAACUUUACAGUGGUACAUCUAAAAAGGUCAAGACGAAGAGCAAGGCUUUUGACAGUACGGGCAAGCUCACUACCAAGGAGGUGACUUUGGAAGCCAACAUCAAGCCUGGACUGCGUGCUGGCUCGAAGAUCAAGUACAGAAAUAUUGGGGAUCAGGAAGAAGGGGGACGGCAGGAUGUUCAUCUGAUUGUAAAAGAGAUCGAUCAUCCUACUUUCAAGCGUUCUGGUGAUAAUCUUAUCACAACGGUCGAUCUCAGCCUGAAGGAAGCACUGACAGGCUGGGACCGCAUUGUUCGCACCAUCGACGGAAAGUCAAUCCGAGUGUCUAAGCCCGGUCCAACCCAGCCCGGGCAUGAAGAGCGCUACCCCGGUCUAGGCAUGGUGAACUCCAAGAACCCCAGCGACCGCGGCGACCUGGUCAUCCGCGCCAACGUUAGUUUCCCCACUAGCUUGACCAGCUCCCAAAAAGACAUUCUCCGGGACGUGCUGCCCUAA
Molecule: messenger RNA, 1116 nt
Organism: Penicillium samsonianum
Lineage: Eukaryota; Fungi; Ascomycota; Eurotiomycetes; Eurotiales; Aspergillaceae
Product: putative DnaJ domain protein Psi
Exons: 3
Coding region: 1-1116 (371 amino acids)
Biological process (GO): translational initiation
Cellular component (GO): cytosol
Molecular function (GO): protein-folding chaperone binding
Source: RefSeq, a predicted model, not a curated record